AUGAACAAAUGUGGAAACAGUACAGGAGAUGACCAGAGACUGCAGACACAGUACAGGAGAUGACCAGAGACUGCGGACACAGUACAGGGAUGACCAGAGACUGCGGACACAGUACAGGGAUGACCAGAGACUGCGGACACAGUACAGGGAUGACCAGAGACUGCGGACAGUACAGGAGAUGACCAAAGACUGCGGACACAGUACAGGAGAUGACCAGAGACUGCGGACACAGUACAGGAGAUGACCAGAGACUGCGGACACAGUACAG
Messenger RNA from Staurois parvus, 268 nucleotides. The record is from the annotation of a GenBank genome assembly. NCBI's taxonomy places the organism in Eukaryota, Metazoa, Chordata, Amphibia, Anura, Ranidae.